Messenger RNA from Astyanax mexicanus (Mexican tetra), 2703 nucleotides. RefSeq lists its product as uncharacterized. Lineage: Eukaryota; Metazoa; Chordata; Actinopteri; Characiformes; Acestrorhamphidae. The record is from RefSeq and is a predicted model, not a curated record. The transcript has 2 exons. Bases 406 to 936 code for a protein of 176 amino acids.
CAGUAGAGUGAGUGAAUAGUGUAGAGAUGCUGGGUGGGGCGGGUGCUGCACUCUGUGAGGGUGAUCAGAGGGGAGUCACUCUGCUGUACUGUACUGUUCUCUUCUACAUCUCUCCCACUGACUGGAGGAUCCAGGGGGUUAUGGCACAGAGCUGACCUGCUGCAGCCGGGCUGAGAGCUGCUGUGUUUACACAGGAGAAAGUGGAGGAAAGUGGAGAAGACGAGGAGAAAGAUGCAGUCAGACCACCAGAGUGAUGAUGCUUCUUCAGCUCAGAACAGGAGGAGCCCUGGACCUGUUCGAACAUCUCCCUCAGUCUGCUGGAGUGUUAUAACAGCAGUAUAGCGAGGAGACCCCCCUCUCUCUCUCUGCUCCAGUGGAUGGAGUUGGUAACUGUGGAGUCUCGCCAUGCCUUCUCUCCACCACGGGGCCAUCUUUAUCGGAGUCUUCCUCAUAGUCACCGGCGGCUCCACCGCCUUCCUCACGUCCAGUCAGAACCGGCUGCAGGCGUUCAGCCUGUGCUGUGUGGUGCUGGGGGCGGUCAUGCUCAUCCUGGGGCUCUUCUGGGCCAUGAACGGCAAGACCAACCCCGCCACCUACACCGCAGACUACACCCACGACUACAGCCACGUCCUCUUUACCCCUCCGAACGGGAACCGCUUCCCAGAGUCCCAGUCCGUCUACCUCCACAGAACUUUGGAAAGGCAAAGGCGAGGGAUGUACAGUGAGGACUUCGACUACCCUCCAAUGGAGAACACUUGCUUCAGCCCAUCUGGACGAGGGCAGCCCCCUCACUGGGAGAUGGACCCGCCGCCUCCCUAUGAAGUAGCCAUCAAAACCACAUGUAGCUCCACACAUCUGAGACGCAGCUACUCAGACACCCUGCUGCCUACUGAACCGCUCUUCAACCGCUCCCGUGAGAUCAGCUUUGAGGUGUAAAUUGAUGCCCUGACCCUGCCCCUCACUGCCAGCACUGACCAGCACUGAGGAACACACCUUAACUGUCUAACCCCAAGUCUACUUACUUCUCAAGCACUUUGUGUUAGGACUACGUUUCUUUUUUAUUAUUAUUAUAAAUUUCUGCUCAGUCUGACCCAUUGUAUUCUAAUUCAUGCAGUGAAAAAUUUAAGUCAUUAAUGUCCAUAUCUGGAUAUGAUUCAACCGUGUGCUUUCUGUGAGCUUGAAAUUAGAAAACAAAUAUUUAGAUUUAUUUGUUUAUAAAAGUAUGAAAUUUAAUUGUAAUAGAAAGUAACUUUUAACCAUGAAAUUACAUCAUCAAUCUAGUUAAUGCAACUAGAAGGAGUUUAAAAUAAGUUUGAAGAAGUAUCAGACUAAAUAUAGUCCUCGAACUGCACAGCCCUGUCAUUGGUUGCUGGUUCAAUACUCUGUAAUGCCACAGCACAGCUGGCCUUGCUCUCCCUCUCUCUCUCUCUCUCUCUCUCUCUCUCUCUCUCUCUCUCUCCGUGGGUAGACUGGGACUCCCUCUCACUCCAUUACUCAGUGUGAUGCAAACCAUUGCAGGCAUCUGUUAAAAGAUGUAAUAAAAUUGGCAGUUAGUGUUCACCUCCAAGCGCAAUGAGCUGUCUAAUGACAUUGCAUUAGUGGUAGUUCCUCUCUGCACUGGUGGCUUCAUGUGAUAGGAGCGUUUCAUAGAUGGACCAUGGGAAUUAGAAAUGUCUGAAUUGGGGAAAAUGGACACAAAUGGGUUUAUGAUCUUUGGUAAUGCUCAUGUUCUGAACUGUAAAAGCUACAAAGCUCUCUCCCUAUGCAGCUUCUGAUUAACUUCUGAUUAAACAAGUUACUGAGAAUAUUCUAGCAAUAUACUUAAUAUACUUUAUCAAUUUAUUUACAGAUUACAUCCAAAGUAGUAUGCAUGAGUCACAGCCUCAACUUAAAUGGUUUAUCAAGCACAAUUGAGAUUUGGUUGAGCAGUUCAUGAGAGACAUACAAGAUGACUUCUAUGGAUCAGCAAACGAUAAUGUUCUUGCAUUCGCUUGCACAGGGUGAACUAAGCACCAGCCUUACCAUACUAGAUUAAAAAAUGUUUGGUAUUGGAAAGUUUUAAUAGUCUUAGUGGCAAAGCCAUUUGGCACUGAGCUGAAAAUGUCAUCAAUGUCUCAGACGGGUCAACCGAAACCUAGCAAGGUGAAUGGUGGGAAUGUGCAAGGUAAUGAACCAGUAAAUAAAAAAAUAGAAAAAGAAAAAAUAUAUACAUUUUUGUUUAGAAUAAUACAAUUUGCUGCUUUUUACCUUUUCUGGCUUUUAGUUGCAUUGAACUGGUCUGCUGACAUGGUGACGAGGCCCCUGCCACAGAAUUGUCUUGUCUUUUCUAGAGAACUGACAGGCACUGCUUGAAACACAUCAGGGCAAAAGCAAUCCAAUGUACAAUUAGGUUUGUCAGAAAUGGCUUCCCCCCUGAAGGAAAUGGACUUGGAAACUCUGAUUUGCGAUGUAAUGUAAGUGUAGACCAGUGUUUGUUAAUGGAAAGCAUUGCUGAUCUAAAAUGACCACAGUGCAUUACCAGGUUUUAUAUUACUCUGAGGACAACAUGUUUUUAGAGAUUGCUUCCUCUGACUCCACCAAAGUGAUAUUAAAAUGAUGUGCCUCUAUUAUCAAACACACUAUGCAUUUCCUUUGCAGAGAAUAAACAAUGUGUUUGGUGCAUGUAACCAAAGAAUCUGUUAUUGGCAGGAAUUGUUUUUUUAA